This is a messenger RNA of Mollisia scopiformis, 1260 nucleotides long. RefSeq lists its product as uncharacterized. The transcript is spliced from 7 exons. The record is from RefSeq and is a predicted model, not a curated record. Lineage: Eukaryota; Fungi; Ascomycota; Leotiomycetes; Helotiales; Mollisiaceae. The coding region runs from base 1 to 1260 and encodes 419 amino acids.
AUGGCCCCUCGUCAAGCAAAACCAAACACCCGAAAAGUUAGGCGGCAACCCUCGCUGCCAAAAGAUCAAGGGAAGCGGCCUCAAGGUAUUAAAAAGAAACGACCACAGCUAUUUUCUCGUAAGAGCGCACGCCUAGAAAACAUAGAACGCCGCCAGGAUCGAACCAAGGACACGAGAACCGAACCAAAGCAUCUCCCCUCCCAGCCAGCAACACUCCCGGGAAUGAGGCAUCGACUACGAACAUCUAUUACAAGCUCGGUUGUUGGGGAUACACUUAGCCAAGACUGGUACGAGAAAUAUUGGGUGCCAGAGACGAACAUGAAUCACCUACUUGCAAGGCGGAAGUCAUCAUCUUCUCUUCGCGGUAAACAAUCGGAAGCCAGCUCUGCCGCGCCCAGCUCUACUACACCUAGCGAUCAAAAGCCGAGGGAAGCCAAAAGUACCCCUUACCAAGAUGCACGUUAUAAAACUAUACUUGCUACCAAAGACAGCUUUAUAGACGAGUCCGAUUUAGGGAUCACAGACAAAAGCAAAAACAAUCUUCAAACCCUCCUUAGCGCGGAAAACGAGACCAGAGUCAUCCGGGAUAUCUCGCUAUUGAUAGUUCCUUCUGCGAAAACACUAGCUACAUGUGGCGCCACCAACCUUCAGUGCUUGAUCGAGAACUAUUCUGUAGGAUUCAGGCGAGAAGCGUUCACAGAAGAUCAGCUUAAAAGGCUUGGGCUUUUCGUUGGCGACCUUACAGACACGUCUUUCUUCAUGGCCACGUACUACAUGUACUUCCCGUUUUUGACGUGCGAAGUAAAGUGCGGCGCUACAGCUCUUGAUAUUGCAGACCGACAGAAUGCUUAUAGCAUGACAAUAGCGGUAAGGGGGAUUGUGGAACUUUUUAGGCUUGUAAAGCGCGAGAAUAAGCUCCACCGGGAAAUCCUGGCCUUCUCACUCUCUCACGAUCAUCGGACAGUAAAAAUCUACGGCCAUUACCCUAUUAUUAACAGAAGCAAAACCACUUUCUACCGCCAUGUCACGGUCUCGCAACAAUCCGAGCCAAAGAAAUCCGGACUUUCGCAAGAGUUGGAAAGCCAUCAUCUCUCUAACCAAUCAAGUCAGGAUACCGCGUCUCUAGAGGAAGCUGGCAGUCAAUCAAGCCGUGUUAGUUCGCGAGACGUUACCCCAGAUACUUCACUAUCUCAGAAGAUUGAGGAAAAAGCAUUUAAAAAGCCAAGGAAAAGGGGUCGACCUAUAGAAUUACAUCAGUGA